Messenger RNA from Dendroctonus ponderosae (mountain pine beetle), 2152 nucleotides. It is a transcript of the gene ArfGAP1, whose product is annotated as ADP-ribosylation factor GTPase-activating protein 1. The transcript is spliced from 10 exons. The record is from RefSeq and is a predicted model, not a curated record. NCBI's taxonomy places the organism in Eukaryota, Metazoa, Arthropoda, Insecta, Coleoptera, Curculionidae. Gene Ontology annotation, biological process: regulation of endocytosis; regulation of ARF protein signal transduction. Bases 188 to 1522 code for a protein of 444 amino acids. Gene Ontology annotation, molecular function: GTPase activator activity. Gene Ontology annotation, cellular component: Golgi membrane.
UGAUCAAGGUUUAGGUUAUGCGCAUUCUGACAUUACACAUACGUGACACUUCCACGUCAAAGACCCUAAUCCAUUUUUUAUGAAUUUUUGUAUAUAAUUUUAAAUAUUUAAACAAUAACUAAUAUUAAUAGCUACUAUAGUUAUGACCUGUUCGUAAUACACAUUAACUAGUUGCGUUGCUGCGAGGAUGGCGAGCCCUAGAACAAGACGAGUUUUACAAGAGUUAAAGCCCCAUGAAGAAAAUAAUAAAUGUUUUGAAUGUGGAACGCACAAUCCGCAAUGGGUAUCGGUAACAUACGGUAUAUGGAUUUGCCUGGAAUGUUCGGGCAAACAUCGAGGCUUAGGAGUCCAUUUAUCCUUCGUAAGAUCAGUUACUAUGGAUAAAUGGAAGGACACUGAACUGGAGAAAAUGAAGGUGGGAGGAAACAGGAACGCCAGACAGUUUUUCGAGGCUCAAGACGAUUGGGAUGACACGAUGAGCAUUCAGCAGAAAUACAACACCAAAGCUGCCGCCUUAUACAAGGACAAAAUUGCAACCCUAGCAGAAGGCAAAACGUGGGACGAGAGAAAAUCGCCCGCUCAAAGGUUCCAUAGCGGAUAUAUUCCGACUGCUCAAAGAGGAGCCGUUAGCAACAACUACUCCAAUUCCAACUAUCAGAAUUACAACAAUGCGGAUAGUUAUCAAGGAGGAGGCCAGGUUAGCCAAAACUACAACACUGCAGGCUUUAAGGACCAAAAGGAGCAAUUUUUUGCGAAAAAACAAGCGGAGAACGCCAAUAAGCGCGACGAUUUGCCCCCCAGUCAAGGAGGCAAAUACAGCGGCUUUGGUUACACGAAGGAAAUUCCCCCUAGAAGCCAAUCACAAGAAUUCGUAGAUACCGCCCUGUCAUCGUUGGCUACUGGCUGGUCCUUCCUAUCGUCGUCAGCCACGAAAGUGGCAAGCAAAGCGACUGAGAACGUGGUGAAGUACGGAGGAAUAGCGACUCAGAAGGUAGUUGAUAUUAGCACUCAUGUAGGCGAGAAGGUGAAAGAUGGGACGUUGAUUGAGGACGUUAGUACUCAAGUAUCGGGCUUAGCGAAUAAGAUGGGCGAAUUGGGGCGGAAAGGAUGGAAAGAAAUGGGCGGCACUAAUGCAACGCCAGGCUACCAAUCGGGCGGUUAUGGGCAAAUGAGCGGCGAAAACUACCAUUCGCCAGGCGAAAGAUCGUCGCUGGUUAGUAGCGGGAAUGGGCAUGGUAGAGAGGAGGACUGGAGCACUGGGAGUCAACAAGGAUCAAAGGCGUCAAGUCCAAAAUCCCCCACAUACUGGGAGAAUUCCGGCUGGGGCUACCAGAACGAAGAUGGGGCGGCUUCUGGAGGUUAUCAAUCUGAUUACAGAGAAUAUUCGGCAAGUACUACGGCCGCAACUUCACCCACGGAGUCCAAGAGCGCCAAUCGGAAGGAGAAGAAAAAAGAAGCGAAAAAGCCUGUCGCGGCCGACAAAUGGGGCGACGACGAACUAUGGGAAAGCUUAAACAACUGAAUGCAUGCGUCUUCAUAAUUACUCACUGAUAAAACUAAGCUAUGAGUUUCAAAUUAUUUAGGUCUUUAAUCAUCACGGUUUAUCGAGCUCGAGAACUCGAUGUUGCUGUUUUUUGAUCGGACAAAAUCUAAUCUUUUUCAGUUAUUGCAUGUCCAAUAUGUUGCCAGAAAUUCUUAGGUAUUUAUUCGAUUUAGCGUGAAUAGGUGUUGAUUAUGUAAGUGUAUUGUGAAAGAUUAUGCGGAUAACUAACUAAAAUGAUUGCUGAAUGUUGCCUCAUGCAUGCAGGUUUGAAUGUGGAACAGUAUUUUUUCAAACGCUCGUAAUUCUCAUACAUUUUUAAGCAUUCCUUGCGAACAUUGAACCUUUCAGUAUGAUCUCGGUUGGGACCUGGUCUAUACCGAAAACAUUUCAGUCAAGAACCAAUUUAGUUCUUAAUUUUCAACUUCUUGUGCUGUGUUAAUCAAUCCGAAUGGUAAAUGUACUGCUGCCCCAAUGAAAUGUGUUAAUGAGCUGAAAACUCUAGUUAAAGUGAAUUUCCAAUUGUCCAUUUGCCGAAGGUCUUCGUAAAGCCCCAGUAUAAUAAGCAUCAAGUAGAGUUGUUGUAUUCCAAAUAAACAUAUUUUCCUUUAA